Aethina tumida (small hive beetle) is the source of this 5555-nucleotide messenger RNA. RefSeq lists its product as uncharacterized. The transcript is spliced from 18 exons. Lineage: Eukaryota; Metazoa; Arthropoda; Insecta; Coleoptera; Nitidulidae. The record is from RefSeq and is a predicted model, not a curated record. Bases 17 to 5149 code for a protein of 1710 amino acids.
CUCAGUGGACGGCAGCAUGUGGUGGUGGCUGCUGCUCGUGACUUUGGCGACGGCCAAACGCGCCCCGUCAACACAGGAAUCCGUUAUCGAAGAGGUCACGGCCAAACAGCUGGAGCGCGUGUUAACCGAGAAGGACUACGUCGCAGUGUUCUGGUAUGCUCGCAGCUGCACCACGUGCGAUCGAGUGCUGCAAGAGUUGGAGCAGAUCGACGACGAUACCGACUCAUUCGGAGUGGAUUUCGUCAAGAUUAACGACAAACGACUGGCCAAACAAUAUGGCAUCAACAAAUUCCCCGCGCUCACCUACUUUAGGGAGAAACAACCCAUCAUCUACGAAGGGGACUUGAUGGACGAGGAAAACGUCCUGGACUUUUUGACCAGCUUGGAAGCGAUGGAUCUGCCAGACCGUAUUGAAGAAGUGAACGCGAGAAUAUUAGACAAGAUCGUCCAAGAGACCGACUUCGUGGCAGUUCUCUUCUGUCCAGAUGCUGAGACAUGUUCCAAGGGAGGACUUAACAAGCCGGAAUGUAAAAAAUGUUCGAAAGUCCUUCAAGAAUUGGAAAACAUCGACGACGAGGCCGACCAACUGGGCAUCGGAUUCGUGAAGAUCAACGAUGAAGCUCUUGCAGAAGAAUACAACUUGGGAACAUUGCCAGCCCUCGUAUACUACAGACAUCAAAUCCCAAUCAUAUACGAAGGCGAACUACAAAAGGAAGAUGAUGUAUUAGAGUGGUUAGUCCAGCAUAAAAGUACAGGUGAUGAAGACGACGUGAUUGAAGACGUGACCUUGAAAACACUCGGAACUCUUAUCACCAGUGUAGAUCAUCUUGCCGUCCUCUUCUACGACCACGAUGAAGAAGACUCCGUUCAAACCCUUGACGACCUGGAGGACAUCGACGACGACUGCGACAAGUACGGAAUCCAGUUCGUCAAAAUCGACGAUCCGGCCGCGGCUGAUGAAUAUGGCCUUGACUCGUUGCCGGCGGUCGUCUACUUCGAAAAGGGCAUUCCCAACGUCUACGACGGCGAUCUGGAGGAAGAAGAGGAGGUGCUGGAGUGGCUAGUGCAGCAACUCGAAAAGGACGAAAUCGAGGACGUAACUGAUGAGAUGCUCGACAAACUUAUUGCGGAAUCCAAAUUUUUGGCCGUGCUGUUUUAUGAUGAUGAUGACAGGAAAUCUCAGAAGGUCCUCAACGAACUAGAAAAUAUUGACGACGAAUGCGAUAAGCUCGGAAUCGUUUUUGUUAAGAUUGAUAACGAUGACGAAGCUAAAGAAUACGGUAUUGAAAAGAUUCCUUCUUUAGUCUACUUUGAAAGUGGUAUCCCAACUCUUUAUGAGGGUAAUCUCGAGGACGAAGACAAAGUACUCAAGUGGUUCGAACACCAGCUCAAGAGCGAUGAAAUCGAGGAUGUCACUGACGAAAUGUUGGAUAUUAUUCUUGAGAAGAAACCAUUUGUUGCCGUAUUAUUCUACGACAAAGAUCAAAAGAAGAGUCAAAAGGUAAUUGCAGAACUGGAAAACAUUGACGACGAGUGCGAUCAGAACAAUAUAGUCUUUGUGAAAAUCGACAAUGACGAUGAGGCUAAAGAAUAUGGAAUUGAUCAACUCCCCAGUUUGGUGCUCUUCGAGAACAAAAUUCCCCAUUUGUACGAAGGUGAUUUAACUAAAGAGGAAGAAUUACUCGGCUGGUUGAUGCAUCAAAAACGUCACUCUGAAAUUCCUGAUAUCACAGACGAGAUGAUGGACAAACUUAUCGACGACACCAAAUACUUAGCCGUUUUGUUCUACGACAAAGAUGAUAAAGAAGACAUCAGAGUGCUGAAUGAAUUGGAGAACAUCGACGAUGAUUUGGAGAAAGAAGGAAUUGUAAUCGUAAGAAUUGACAAUGAUGCAGAAGCUAAGGAAUAUGGAAUCGAUCAUUUGCCUACCCUCAUCUACUUCGAAGACAAAAUUCCAUCACUCUAUGAAGGCGAUUUGAUGAAUGAGGACGAAGUCCUCCAAUGGCUCAUUGAACAAAAACAAACGGCAACUAUCGAGGAAGUCACAGACGAAAUCCUGGACGAUUUGAUCCAAGAACACGAAUACGUGGUCGUUUACUUCAGCGGCAACUGCGAGGAAGGUGAAAAAUGUGACAAUAUCUUGGACGAACUCGAAAACAUUGAUGACGAAUUGGAUGAAAACGGUAUAAUUUUCGUCACCACCGAAGAUUUGGUUUUGGCUAAAAAAUAUGGCAUCAAGAGCUUCCCUAAACUAGUGUUCUUCCGCAACAAAGAACCUCUAGUUUACCCCGGAGAUAUCAAUGAUGAAGAUGAAGUGCUUGCUUGGCUCACUGAUGAAGAUACUUUGGAAAUUCCCGACCGCAUUGAAGAGGUUAACGCUAGGAUGCUGGAGAAGAUCUUGUCCGAAAAUGAACACGUCGUCGUCUACUUUUAUAAAGAAGGUGAUAAGAGGUCUCAAAAGAUUCUGAUGGAGUUGGAGAACAUCGACGACGAAUGUGAAGACAAGGACAUCGAUUUCGUCAAGAUCUCCGACGAAGGCAUUCAAAAAGAAUACGAUCUUCAAUCGCUUCCUGCUGUGGCCUUCUACAGGAACAGAUUCAGGGAAAUUUACACUGGUGAUUUGAUGCACGAGGAAGCUAUUUUGGAUUGGGUGUUGAGUUUGAGAGACUCCGCCCCCGAUGUUAUUGAAAACGUAGACCGAAAAACUCUUCAAGUUUUGAUCAAUGACGUAGAACAUCUCGCAGUUCUAUUCUAUACAGAUGACUGCGACGAAUGCGACGAUAUUUUGGAGGAACUGGAGACCAUCGAUGACGACACGGACAAACACGGUAUCCAGUUCGUGAAGUCAAAGGACGCACGUUUAGCGUCUGAAAUCGGUAUCUUCAGUUUUCCAGCAUUGGUCUACUAUGAAACCGGAGUACCAAUUAUGUACGAUGGAAAUUUGCACGAUGAAACUGAAGUAUUGGAGUGGAUGACGGAUCAAAAAAAUGAUCAGAGUAUUGAAGAAAUUAAUAGGGAGACGCUCUUUAAAUAUAUCGACACUAAGGAAUUCUUAGCAGUCGUUUUCUAUAAAGAAGAAAGCCCGGAUAGUCCAAGAAUACUGAGACACGUAGAACUGAUCGACGACGAAGCCAGCGAAUACGGCAUAAAAAUCGUUAAAAUGAAGGACCGUCUGAUGGCGAAGAAAUACGGCUACAGAAACCCACCAGGUGUUACGUAUUUCAGAAAAGGAAAGUCCAUUAAUUACGAUGGCGACAUCGAUGACGAGGAGGAACUCCUCGAUUGGCUCACCGAUCCGGAGAACAUGGAACUCACCGAUCACAUUGAAAGAGUCAACAGGAAAAUGUUUGAGAAGAUUAGACAGAGAUCUGAUUACGUCGCAGUGUUUCUUUAUAGCCAAGAUUGCAAGCAAUGUCCAAGGGUGUUGGCGGAAGUAGAGAACAUUGACGACGACGCCGAUUCAGCGGGAAUCAACUUUGUUAAAAUCGACGAUAAAAUGAUGGCUAAGGAACUAGGAGUUUUUGCCUUGCCUGCUAUUCUAUUCUUCAAAAGUGGCUCAAAAGAACCUGUUAUUUAUGCUGGAGACUUGUACGAUGAACAACUGAUACUGUCCUGGUUGCUGACACAAAAGGAUCCAUCUGGGGACAUUAUAGAAGAUACUGAAGGAAGUGAACUGAUAACAUUGAUCGACAAAGAGGAAGCACUGGCUGUUUACUUUUGGAACAAGACAUUUUGCGAUUUGUGCGAAAAAAUUCAGCACCCCGGUCGGAAGGGUCAAAAACAGAAGACGUCGGAAGAAGAUGUUCAAAGUAACGAUGGCACCGAUUGCGAAUCGUGCUCUAAAAUCUUGGAAGAACUCGAGAACAUAGACGAUGACUGCGAAAGGCACGGCAUCAAAUUCGUGAAAACAAACGACAUCCGAAUCGCAGAACAAUAUGGUGCCACAGAUUUUCCAGUGCUCAUGUAUUUUGAAACGGGAACCGGAGGAGUGUUCGAAGGAGACUUAGAAGAAGAGGAGGAGGUGCUCCAAUGGUUAAUCCAACAGCGAACCGAAGACAGAAUUGAACUUAUCACAAGAGUUAUGCUUGAAAAUUUAGUAGAAGAAAGUCAAUACUUAGCCGUGUACUUCUACAAGCAGAACUGUCACGUAUGUGACCAGAUUCUGGAGGAAUUGGAGAAAAUUGACGACGAAUGCGACGUUUACGGUAUUCAUUUGGUGAGGAUACAAGAUCCUCAACUGGCGAAGAGAUACAGCAUCAAAACAUUCCCUGCUUUGGUCUACUUCCGUAACGGGAAUCCGUUGUUGUUUGAAGGCGAUAUGCAAAACGAACAGUCCGUUUUGGAGUGGCUUAUUGACGAUGAUAACAGGGAACUUGCUGACGAAAUCGAGUCAGUUAACGACCGAAUGUUGGCAAGACUUUUAAACGAAUCACCUUUCUUAGCUGUGUUUUACUAUGACGACGAUUGUCCGGAGUGUGAGGAGAUCCUAGAAAACUUGGAACAAAUCGAUGGCGAAGCUGAUCUCUUCGGAAUCGACUUCGUCAAGAUUUGCAGUGCCGAAGCGGCAGCUGAACAAGGUUUGCACACUUUGCCUGCGCUCAUGUACUUUAGAAAGAAGUCCGCGAUGGUCUACGAUGGAGAUUUAACUCAAGCCGACCGCGUCCUUGACUGGUUGACUAGCCAGGACGUCUUCGAAAUUAAGAAUGAAAUCGAGGAAGUUAACAAGAAGAUGCUGGAAAAACUGCUGGAGGAGAACGAAUUCGUCACCGUAUUUUUCUACGAACUGAACAAUGACGAAAGCAGGAUCAUAAUGGAAAAACUGGAGAACAUCGACAGCGAAACGGACAACUUCGACAUAACAUUCGUGAAGAUGGCGGACGCCCGAUACGCCCGUAAAUGGGGUGUGACCCAUUUCCCAGCAAUUGUGUACUUCCGGAAACGUUUCCCUAGCAUAUUCAGAGGCGAUCUGCAUUCUGAGGCCGACGUUCUGGAAUGGCUGCGCAAAAACAGAUUCCGACAACCGGAACUAAACAUAUUCAUGUACGCGCUGCUCGCCAUUGGAGUCGCUUUCGUGAUCUACACCGGAUUCUUGCUCCAAUGUUUCAAGACACAACCGACAGCGAUUGUUCCGCAUCAGAAACAAACUUGAGGACAUUCUUUUGUAUGCGUUUUGAGGAUGGAUGACAGGACGGGUGAAUGCGAAAAGAGGUUGAGUUGCAGUUUUUGUGCAAUUAUUGACAUUUAUCAUUAAUUAUUCUUAUACUUUUUUGUUAUAUUCAUAUUGAUGUGUCACGUUCGUCGUUAUUAUCGUUUUUUUUCUUUCGUCUAUUAUAAACUUCCCUUAAACUUAUUGAAUCAUAUAUCCUGGACCAACUAAAUAUUAUAUCAAAUAGUGUUCACAUUAUGUAUAUGUACAUAAAACUGUACAAUCAUUCCUGAGAGAAUAGCGGACAGGAGAAGUAUUUAUAAUAAAUAACCUCAAUAAAUGAAUACAUGUAAAGUAAUUGUAGGUAAAAUAUUGUAAAUACUCUUGUAAAUAAAUAUUACAAAACUAA